AUGUCAGACAUUUAUCUUUGGGAUCCGUUCACAUCAUUCAUCAAAAUUAAUACAACACUAGUAUUAAAGGGAAUAUUCCGGCAAUUGUUUGAUAUAAUUGCUAAGCGCUUAAGCGUUCAAAAUUACACAUUUCAAACACCGACAGAUACGGCAAACUUUGGCACAAAACUGGACAACGGAUCGUGGGAUGGAUUGCUUGGAUUAGUUGCCAAUAAUAAUUGCCACAUAUCCAUAACACCCCUGGAAAUAACAGAUGAACGCCGGAAAAGUAUGAUAUUCUCGUCGGUAGUGAUGUACGAGCCGUACGUUAUACUGACCAACACUGACCGCAAUGGCCGACCGCAGGUCACCGGCUAUAUCGGUGUAUUUCUCACAACUCCUUCCCUCCCAUUAGCCCAUACGGGCGCCCAUUUGAAGGGCGUUUUAUGUAUAGUUUUGGUUUGCGUAACACUAUUGACAAUAUGUUUCAAUUCGUUCAUUGACUCCAAACUGGUUGUUGUCGACGAUUACUAUGCGAUCAAUACAUUGGAUCAGUUGGCCAGCAAUGGACACGUCAUUCCCAGCUAUUAUUUUGGGACUCCCAUAGAAGAGUAUCUGAGGUCACCAAAACAGGAAUUUAAAAGACAUGAUUUAUACGUUAUGUACGCUAUUAUCGCUCAAAUUAAACCCAACAUCUCGUCCAUCAAUAUGAAGGGCCGGACAGUGGGGUUAAGGGAUCUCUUAGAUAAGAUACUAUACCAAAGAGGAAAGGGAGAGCUCGUAAAGGGCACCCAAACCAUGUUGUCGUGUACUAACCUAUUGAACAAUAUCUGCAAAACAAGACAUAAGGCUCGUGGUUUCAGCUUUGGAUCAGUUCUUUGCGAGCCGUUGGGAAUGGCUUAUGAAUUAAAUGCUUAUUGUGUGAAGAAUGUGUUAGAGAUGUUUCAAGGAUUUAAGCCCUCAUCUGAUUUAUAUCAAUGUGUAUCUGAUUUCGUGGAGUGA
This is a messenger RNA of Medioppia subpectinata, 981 nucleotides long. NCBI's taxonomy places the organism in Eukaryota, Metazoa, Arthropoda, Arachnida, Sarcoptiformes, Oppiidae. The record is from the annotation of a GenBank genome assembly.